Monascus purpureus is the source of this 3769-nucleotide messenger RNA. The record is from the annotation of a GenBank genome assembly. Lineage: Eukaryota; Fungi; Ascomycota; Eurotiomycetes; Eurotiales; Aspergillaceae.
GGAGAGUGCCCGUUUCUUGCUUGUGUGGAUCUUGGUUUUUGUCUGGCUUGAAGUAGAUCGACAACCUGGCACAACCUGCGUGUCGUCCGCCCUCGAAUCUACCUAGCGCCCAGGCCUUUCUUCCAGCCGCCGUCUACCCCGUAUUCUACUAUUCGACUCGAAGUCAUUUAUGCAGUUUCCAGACAUCUCGUUUUAAACGCGGCCUGUUGCUUGCCAGUUCUUCCCAAUUCGGACACGCCAAUUCCUGAUGACAUGAGAUAGUCCUGAAUGCUAAUUUCUCUGGUCCCUUUUCCUUCCUUGACCUUCUUAGCGGAGCAUGCGAGAUGUCAAGGUCCGCAACGCCUGCGCUUCCUCUGCAUAAUGCACAGAUCGCCGUUCCUCGGCCUUCGUCGACGGCAUCUGUAGACAUACCCUCUAAAUAUAUUCCGUCUUCAUCGACAUCGACCUACUCUCUACUAAGCCCCGAAGAAACUGCAGAGCGCCUCCAAACCUCUCCUAUCUACGGACUCACUCCUGCGGAGGCAGAAGUGCGGUUGCUACAGGAUGGACCGAACGAGCUCCCUCAUGAUGAUCCUGAGCCAUUGUGGCUGCGGUUUCUCAAGCAGUUCAAAGAGACAUUGAUACUGUUACUCCUGGCGUCUGCUGCUAUUUCCUUCUUUAUGGGCAACUACGACGAUGCGAUUAGCAUUACUAUCGCCGUGACGAUUGUCGUGACCGUGGGAUUUAUCCAGGAGUAUCGGUCGGAGAAGUCCCUGGAGGCUUUGAACCGUCUUGUACCGCAUCAUGCUCAUCUUAUCCGCAAUGUUCCCUCCGAUUACAGUACAAUGAAAGCACCAGCUUCAACUACGGACGGAACUGAGAUUGAAAUGCAGGAGCCAAGGAACUCCAGCAGUAUGUCGGCAGCUGUGCAAGCUUCCACGACCGUUCCCGCAAGUCAGCUUGUCCCAGGUGACUUGGUACUGUUCUCAACUGGUGAUCGUAUUCCGGCUGAUAUUAGAAUCACGAUUGCUACCGAUUUGGCCAUUGAUGAAUCUAACUUGACGGGGGAGAAUGAACCCGUGGUGAAAUAUUCAGAUGCCUUGCGCGGUGUAAGUGGCUUACGGUCGUCAAAAACCGUCACACCCCCUAGAUCUCCGUUCUAUGACGCGCCUGCUAGCGGCACUGUUGGUACGGAUAUUCGGUUGAAUGAACAGCACAAUAUCGCCUUCAUGGGUACGCUGGUACGAUCGGGGCAUGGACAGGGAAUUGUGAUUGCAACUGGCCCAAAGACAGAAUUUGGCAGCAUUUCGGCUUCACUUCAGGAGAUCGAAAGUCCCCGUACUCCACUACAGCUGUCUAUGGAUCGACUGGGUCAGGAAUUGAGCUACAUUUCAUUUGGUGUCAUCGGAUUGAUUGUUAUCAUCGGCUUAUUACAAGGCAGGAAGCUGCUUGACAUGUUUACCAUUGGAGUUUCACUUGCCGUUGCGGCUAUUCCCGAAGGUCUACCGAUCAUUGUGACUGUCACGCUUGCGCUAGGGGUGCUGCGCAUGGCCAAGAGGGGGGCUAUCAUGCGGAAACUUCCAAGCGUGGAGACUUUAGGCUCAGUGAACGUUGUCUGCAGCGAUAAAACCGGGACCCUGACAAUGAACCACAUGACAGUCAGCCGAAUGUGGCAUUUUGACUGCCCGGAGCCAUUCGAGGUCAACAACGAUAUCACUUCAUUGACGCCCGGGCCGGCUGCGCGGACAGUCCUCCGCAUUGGAAACAUCGCCAACAACGCCAGACUCUACCGUAUGCAUGCGAAUUCUCCUGCCAGCGCGUCAUCAGCCGCAGUUCUGAGUUCGACAGUUGACAGCUCGUCGGGUGCCGUUAAGAGCAAAUGGGUCGGUCAACCGACCGACGUGGCCAUCCUGGACUUGUUGGAUACUUUCGGGGAAGAAGAUGUACGUGAACGCAUAAGUGCGCGUGUUGCUGAGACACCUUUCAGCUCGGAACGGAAGUGGAUGGGCGUGGUUAUUGGAAGCAGUGCACCUGAGGACUUGUCCUCUUUCACCGCAAAUGGAGGCACCGAUGUCGCGUAUAUUAAAGGCGCUCUUGAACAGGUAUUAUCGCGAUGCGAUACGUACCUAACGAAGGAUGGCCGUGAAGUGAUUCUGGAUGAGCCACGACGCAAGAUAGCUAGACAGGCGGCCGAGCAAAUGGCAGCAGAGGGACUGCGGGUGCUAGCCUUUGCGAGCGGACCAGUGCGGGGCGAUGUUCGGGCAAGUCGCAAUGGCAGUCGAUCAAGAACUCCUGUUGGUAUGACUAACCCAGCUGAAAACGAUGAACGCUUUAGCGGGCUUGUCUUCGCGGGACUGAUGGGGAUGAACGACCCCCCGCGAAAGGAUGUCCACAAGGCUAUUUGGCGCCUGAUGACGGGCGGAGUGAGGAUAAUCAUGAUUACGGGCGAUGCUGAGACAACGGCUGUUGCGAUUGCCAAGAAACUCGGGAUGCCGAUCAAUGAUUCCGCGGGAGCACGACCCGUACUGCGAGGAGACGAGAUUGACCACAUGAGCAUUCAGGAGCUUGCACAGUCUAUUGCGUCGACGUCAAUCUUUGCGCGCACGAGCCCUGACCACAAGAUGAAGAUCGUCCGUGCAUUGCAAUGGCGGGGAGAUGUGGUGGCCAUGACGGGAGACGGAGUCAAUGAUGCACCGGCUCUGAAGAAAGCGGACAUCGGAAUUUCCAUGGGCAAGCUCGGCACGGACGUUGCUAAGGAGGCGGCGGACAUGAUCUUGACGGACGACGAUUUCUCGACGAUCCUUCGAGCCAUUGAACAGGGCAAAGGCAUUUUCUAUAACAUUCAGAACUUCAUUACGUUUCAAUUGAGCACUAGCGUUGCUGCUCUCAGUCUCGUACUGCUGAGCACCAUGCUGGGGUUUAAGAAUCCACUUAAUGCGAUGCAAAUACUUUGGAUCAACAUCCUCAUGGACGGCCCACCGGCGCAGUCCCUAGGCGUGGAGCCAGUUGACCCAUCGGUCAUGAGUCGGCCACCACGUCGCAAACAUGCGCGCGUCUUAACCAAACUGCUUGUCCGUCGCGUCCUGACAUCGGCCUUAAUCAUCAUGCUGGGGACUCUUGCAAUCUAUAUCCACGAGAUGGGCGACGAAAGCGACACCGCCAACACGGGGAAGCGUACCCGGGUUGUUACAGCACACGAUACGACGAUGACGUUUACCUGCUUUGUGUUCUUCGACAUGUUCAAUGCCCUUACGUGCCGCAGCGAGGGUAAAUCAGUACUUCGCGGCGAGCUGCCGUUGUUUGGAAAUAAGAUGUUCAACUAUGCGGUUCUGGGGUCCCUUGCGGGCCAGGCGUGUGUUAUUUACCUACCUUUCCUGCAACGCAUCUUCCAGACAGAGGCACUUGGCUUUGGGCACCUGUUUAAGCUGAUAUGCAUAUCGAGUUCGGUAUUCUGGGUUGACGAGGCGCGGAAGCACUUCCGCGCAGUCAGUAGCCGACGAGCUGUCGGAGCGGGAUAUAGUACGAGCGUUUAAUAAUAACCAGUAGAGUUGCGCAAGGGAUAUGGGAUUGACGAAUAGAAAGGGGUAUGUAUGAUAAUGGCUGCGUCGAGCCUUUUUUUUUUCUGUGUUAUCUUUGAAGCCAUUUGGGGUGUAGUAUAAAAUAAUUUCUUUCCAGGCCAGUCUGGAUUUGGGACAGGACAUGUGGUAUAUAAUACAUGUAGGAGGAACACUGGUCUAGUGUUCCUGAUAAUCGCAUUCAUAGAGAAUAAAAAAAGAGAGAUGAUAGUUAU